CGUCAACGACCGUGCGCUAAAGUCCGCCGUCGUCGCAUUCAUUCCUCGACCGGAUCGCGGAGUGGUUAGAAAAUCGGCCACCAUGGUGCACUACGCAAGAUUGCUGAACGUUCAGGCCAAGCGCGUCGCGCUGUACGCGGUUGAUGCGCAGCAGCGCAACUUCCACGCGGCGUGCGCCCUCUCGGCGAAGGUGGCCCUGUCCAAGUUCGACACGGACGUGUACCUGCCGUACGAGAAGCUCCAGAAAAACGUGGAGACGGUGAAGAAGCGGCUGGGACGCCCGCUGACGCUGAGCGAGAAGAUCCUGUACGGCCAUCUGGAUGACCCGAAGAACCAGGAGAUUGAGCGGGGCGUUUCGUACCUGCGACUACGGCCGGAUCGUGUGGCCAUGCAGGACGCGACCGCGCAGAUGGCGAUGCUGCAGUUUAUCUCGUCGGGUCUGCCGAGGGUGGCCGUUCCGUCGACGAUCCACUGCGAUCACUUGAUUGAGGCGCAGGUCGGCGGUGAGCAGGAUCUGGCCCGCGCGAAGGAUUUGAACGCCGAGGUGUACAAGUUCCUGUCGACGGCUGGUGCCAAGUACGGGGUUGGCUUCUGGAAGCCAGGUUCGGGUAUCAUUCAUCAGAUCAUUCUGGAGAACUACGCUUUUCCGGGUCUGCUGAUGAUCGGAACCGAUUCGCACACCCCGAACGGUGGAGGUUUGGGCGGUCUGUGCAUUGGCGUUGGUGGUGCCGACGCCGUCGAUGUGAUGGCCAACAUCCCGUGGGAGCUCAAGUGCCCCAAGGUGAUUGGUGUUCACCUGUCUGGCAAGAUUAGCGGCUGGACCUCGCCCAAGGAUAUCAUCCUGAAGGUUGCGGACAUCCUGACCGUCAAGGGCGGUACCGGAGCGAUCGUGGAGUAUUACGGCACGGGUGUUGAGUCGAUCUCGUGUACUGGAAUGGCCACCAUCUGUAACAUGGGUGCUGAAAUUGGUGCCACCACGUCGACCUUCCCCUUCAACAAGCGUAUGGCCGACUACCUGGCCGCUACCGGCCGCGCUGGCAUCGCCUCCGAGGCCAAGAAGUACGAGGAGAGCGUCCUGUCGGCCGACCCCGGUGCCAAGUACGACGAAAUUAUCGAAAUCAACCUGGACACGCUGGAACCGCACGUCAACGGACCGUUCACGCCCGAUCUGGCCCACCCGAUCAGCAAGCUGGGCGCCAACUCCAAGAAGAACGGCUACCCGAUGGACAUCCGCGUAGGCCUCAUCGGCUCCUGCACCAACUCCUCGUACGAGGACAUGGGCCGGUGCGCGUCGAUCGCCAGGAACGCCAUGAAGCACGGCAUCAAGUCGAAGGUGCCGUUCAACGUGACGCCCGGAUCGGAGCAGAUCCGCGCCACGAUUGAACGCGACGGCAUCGCCAAGACGUUCAAGGAGUUUGGCGGCACCGUGCUGGCGAACGCCUGCGGACCCUGCAUUGGCCAGUGGGACCGUCGCGACGUCAAGAAGGGCGACAAGAACACCAUCGUGACCUCGUACAACCGUAACUUUACCGGCCGUAACGACGCUAACCCCGCGACGCAUUGCUUCGUGACCAGCCCCGAACUGGUGACGGCCCUCUCGAUCGCCGGCCGCCUGGACUUCAACCCGCUCACGGACGAGCUGACCGGUGCCGACGGCAAGAAGUUCAAGCUGGACGCUCCGUUCGGCGAUGAGCUGCCCCAGAAGGGAUUCGACCCCGGCAUGGACACGUACGAGGCUCCCCCAUCGGACGGCUCCAAGGUGCGCGUCGAUGUUGACCCCAAGAGCCAGCGGCUGCAGCUGCUGAAUCCGUUCGACACCUGGAACGGCAAGGAUCUCACCGACAUGACCGUGCUGAUCAAGGUCAAGGGCAAGUGCACCACCGACCACAUCUCGGCGGCCGGACCGUGGCUGAAGUACCGUGGCCAUCUGGACAACAUCUCCAACAACAUGUUCAUUGGUGCCACCAACAUCGAGAACAACGAAAUGAACAAGAUCAAGAACCAGGUGACGGGCGAGUGGGCCGGCGUUCCGGACGUGGCCCGCUUCUACAAGGCCAAGGGCAUCUCGUGGGUCGCCGUCGGCGAUGAGAACUACGGCGAGGGCUCGUCCCGCGAGCACGCCGCCCUGGAACCCCGCCAUCUGGGUGGCCGCGCCAUCAUCACCAAGUCGUUUGCCCGUAUCCACGAGACGAACCUGAAGAAGCAGGGCAUGCUGCCGCUGACCUUCGCCAACCCGGCCGAUUACGAUUUGGUCCAACCCCACUCCAAGAUCUCGCUGCUCGGCCUGGAGAAGCUGGCCCCCGGCAAGCAGGUCGACUGUGAAAUCAAGACCGACGGCAAGGUGUCCAAAAUCAAGCUGAACCACUCGUUCAACGAGCAGCAGAUCGACUGGUUCAAGGCGGGCAGUGCGCUGAACCGCAUGAAGCAGAUCGCCGCCAAGAACUAAAUCUUCGUGGUUCGAAGUGUGUGCGAGAGAGAGAGAACGAACGAACGCUUUUUCGAACUGCGCGCGCAAGCUAAGGAAGCGGCCCGUACAAAUAGUGUGUAGAGGAGUUUGAAGCGAACAACACAGUUAAUCUACUUAAGUGAAAAUAACUCUCCCAUCAGGAUAUGCUAGAUGUCAGUUUUAGAGACGAUAGUGUGGAAAUGUUUUUUUAAUUGUAAAUAGGCUCUGCAUGAGAACCGCUAACUUAACCAGCACGCAGCAACAGUUUACAAACAUUUAGAUGGACUAAUAUAUGAUACAUUUAUCCCCCUUCUGCGGUAGUUUUGAUUGUACUGAGUUAGCAAAAGUUUUCAUCAUUACACGUAGGGCAGAAACUAACCGAUUAUGAUUUUCGAGUGCCACACAAGGUCAAUUGUACGACCUACACACAAAUACCAAAUUGAUAUCCUAACUUCCAGAUUAUCUAGAAGAACAGUUUAGAACUCUGUUUUUGUGUAGUCUUCUUUUUCGCCUGCGACAAUAAAUUAUGGUAAACAACAAUUAUGAUACAUA
This is a messenger RNA of Culex pipiens pallens (northern house mosquito), 2998 nucleotides long. RefSeq names its product probable aconitate hydratase, mitochondrial. The record is from RefSeq and is a predicted model, not a curated record. Gene Ontology annotation, biological process: tricarboxylic acid cycle. Bases 83 to 2446 code for a protein of 787 amino acids. Gene Ontology annotation, molecular function: aconitate hydratase activity; 4 iron, 4 sulfur cluster binding. Gene Ontology annotation, cellular component: mitochondrion; cytosol. The transcript is spliced from 7 exons. Lineage: Eukaryota; Metazoa; Arthropoda; Insecta; Diptera; Culicidae.